GAGCUUCUAGAGUAGCCGGGGAGGAUUGUGGGAUACUGGAAGGUGCCUGCUGCUGGUGGUGCCGCCUGCCAUGGCGACGGGAAAGCUCAUUGUGUUUGUUUGCAUAGCAGUCUUGUUUCUUGUGUUGUCGAAAACCAGACUUUCCUCUUGUCAACAAUUUGCCAUACCUUUUCAACAGCCCUCACACUGCGGAAGUGAAAAAUACUUUGAUAUUUCUAGUCUGUCUUGCGUUCAGUGCGGAAUAAACCAAGUGAGAAGUGUUUCUGGUACUUCAUGUGUUUGCCAAGUUAGACACAGAGUGGUAUCCAGCAAUGGAGGAGCUAUAACAUGUCAGAAAUGCCCAGCUGACAGUAAACCGGGAGUCACUCAGGAUGGUUCUGACUGCAUCAGAUGUCCAGGAGGUUUAAAUACUGAAGGAAAAUGCCAGUGCCCGCCAGGAAGAAUAUUAGUGGAACGGAACAGAAAUGGAAUGUUAUUGGAUGAAGCAAUUUGUGAGACCUGCAAUGGUACUGAGCCGUCCUUCGCAGUCCCUAAUCUUUUUGGUGACAGGUGUGUCAGGUGUCAAGAAACAUAUAUUAACACAACCAACUCUUGUGAGUGUGGCCAGACAAAUAUGCCUGCAGGAGGUUUAUGUUUCCCUCAAAAUAAUUUGCCAACAACAGUUGUUUCAGUUGUCAACUAUGCACAAUUGGCCAUAUCUGUACAGUCUGUGUGGUUUGCUGAAAAUAUGCAAGUUGUAGCUGCUGCGUGUCUGAUUUAUUCCAACCUGACUGCUUGCCAAGCUCUUGGAAAUAUGUGUGUAAUGAAUCUGAAUUCCUUAAGCUCUGUGAAUAAUGAUGCCUGUGGACUGUUUAAUACAAUACAUAGAAGCACUGCAGCACUAGGUUCUGCUCAGAUGAUAUCUUUUUGGAGGGCAAAUCUUCCGUGGUUGUACUAUGGAGAUCAGGCUGGAUUAGCAUCCCGAGUUCUUUUCACAGAGUCAUUUCCAACCAGCUUCAGUUUUAAGGGUGCAGCUCAGAAUACAAAUAUUCAGUUUACUGCUGCUGUGUACAAUACGAAAGGGAACUUCCUGAAGUGGCAGAAUGUCAAAGGAGGCACUUUGCAGCUUUGUCCAGACACAGUUAUCCGGUUGAAUGCCGCCUAUAGAUUUGGAACCACAUACCGACAAAGUUGCCAAAUUCCACUCUCAAAGAUUUUAACUGAUUUUCCAGAGCCAAUCUUUUAUGAUAUUUACAUGGAUUUUAGUUCUGGAAAUGGACAGAAGAGUCUUUGGGCUGUGCCUGUUCGAAACUUGAACCUUCAAUAUAAUGGGCAGUUUGUAAACCAAGGUGACAACUUGAACAAUUGGUAUUUGACCCGUCGUAUUUUCUUGGUUGAUACUUUAAGUGGACGUGAAAACACAUUGGCUAGCCAGCCAAAAGUAAUACGUGUUGCAACAAAAAUUACCAUCAGUAUCCAGCUCGAGCCUAAUACUCAAAAAGGAGCCAUCAAGACACCUCUGAUGACUGUUUCUUACACUGACAUUCUAGUGUCAGAUCCCGACACUCAGUCAGUUUCAGUAUCCUUCUCAGUUGAAUAUGAAAUGAACCAAAGUGAAGCUCAGAUCCAGACUGAUAUUGCUCUGGGGGUCCUUGGUGGCAUGGCAGUUUUGUACUCCCUGUUAAAGACUGCCAGUUGGAAAAGGCAAGUUGGAUCACCGUUAAUUGACCUCCAGACUGUUCUGAAGUUUUUGCUUUUCUACGCUGGAGACUUAGCAAAUGUUUUCUUUGUUGUAACUGUUGGAACUGGACUCUAUUGGCUUAUUUUUUUCAAAGCACAACAGUUUGUUACAGUACUUUUACCUUUACACGUGCAAGAAAAGAGAUUUGUUACUUAUGUUGGAUGUGCAUUUACACUAAAGGCAGUUCAGUUUCUGCACAAAAUAAUAAGCCAGUUGUCCAUAGACAUUUUCUUUAUUGAUUGGGAGAGACCUAGAGGGAAAGUUCUUAAGACUGCUGAAGGUAACGGUGAUAUCAAAUCUGCACCCGCCCCAGUGAGCAUCUGGAGGACCUACUUUGUUGCAAAUGAAUGGAAUGAACUUCAGACUGUACGGAAAAUCAAUCCAGUUUUUCAAAUCUUUGCUGUCCUUUUCUUUCUUGAGGUGGUUGGCUUCUCAAAUUUGGCACUCAUGGAUCCUUCUUCUAAUCUCAGUAGAGACCCCCAAAGCUAUCAGGCCCCAUGGAAUCUCAUUCUGAGAUACGGUGUAGCAACAUCCAUGUGGCUAGUGAUUGGAUUUUUACAGAUUAUUUUCUUCACAGUGUUCUAUGAAAGAUUUGUAGAAGAUAAAAUUAGACAGUUUGUGGACCUCUGUUCUAUGAGCAAUAUUUCAGUGCUGCUUUUCUCAAAUAGAUGUUUUGGGUAUUAUAUUCAUGGACGCUCAGUGCAUGGUCAUGCAGACACCAAUAUGGAAGAGAUGAACCUCAACCUGAAAAGAGAGGCGGAAAACCUUUGUGGUCAGAGAGGCCUGCUACCAAACACUGAUAUUCAGACAUUUCAGGUUUCCAUAACAAAUAAAAUGAGACUGCAGUAUGAUAGAAUCCGUGAGCCUUUAUCUAGGAGAACAGGUCCUUCUCGUUUGUUGGAUUCAUCUGCAAAUCCAUUUGAACAGAGCACCAAGGCCUAUCACACUAUGAACAAGUUCCUGGGCUCAUUUAUUGACCAUGCACAUCGGGAAAUGGACUACAUUGUUAAAGACAAGUUGUUAAUGGAAAGAGUUCUUGGAAUGGAAUUUAUGGAGCCAAUGGAGAAAAGCUUAUUUUACAAUGAUGAUUCCCAUUCGUUUAGUGAUGUUCUCUACUACGGAAAUGAAGCCACUCUACUUAUUUUUGACACACUGUUUUUCUGUAUUGUGGAUAUUGGCACUCAAGAUUUUGUCUUGGCUGCUGUGCUAACCUAUGUACAACAAAAAGUCUUUAAGUUGAUUCGCAAUGCAACUGGACGGAAAAACUUGGCUUCAAAAACUCUGGUUGAUGAAAGAUUCCUAAUAUAGUUAAUAUACAAUAUACAAAAGAAACUCUUCAAGAUAAAAUUGUUACUGUUCUUUAAAUCCAGAUCAACACUAUCAUGCCUACUAAGCGAUAUACAGCACAAACACAAUUUUAAGGUGAAACCUGUAAGAUACUAAGGAUUUCAUUUGAUGCUCCAGUGGGAUAAGCUGCAGUGCUCUUUUUAAAUUGUUUUUAGAGCUUAUUUGUAACACAGGAGAAUGUUCCUGAGAGAAAUCUGCGGUCAUCCCUAAAUAUAAAUGAUUUCUGUGUACUGUAAAAUGUUCUAAAAACAUUAAAAAAACAGCUGUGGCUUAACUAGGCAGUGUAUAGGCCAGGGGUCUCCAACCCUGGUCCUGGAGAGCUACUGUGGUUGCUGGUUUUCAUUUCAACCAAUCUCUCAGUUACUUAAUUGAACCAAUUAUUGGCUUAAUCAGUCAAGAUUAACAGGUGUUCCAGAUCUUUAGCCAUUGAUGACGUAAAGACACUUGUAAAACCUGCUGGAUAGGGGCUCUCCAGGACCAGGGUUGAAGACCCCUGGUAUAGGCUAAUCAAAUCAACCCCUAAGACAAGAAGGUCUACAUGCGGCACUUUUCAAUUGAGACAUCAGAUUUUAGAGCAAAGUGAGCUGAGUAAUUGGAGUCACUACAUUCAUUAUUUUGUGAUUUAAUGCUUGUGCUUUACAUUUGUUUGGUGGGCCUCACUAUUGUAUUUGUAACAUUUGUCUGUUUACAGAUUGUCACAUUUUUAAUUCCAACAACUUUUUUCUAUUGCCUAAUAUUUUUUUUUUAUACAGAAUGGAUAAAGUUUAUUUUAAAAGAUGUUUUGUAUUUUGGUUUUUGUUUUUUGUUUUCUCUUAGAGCGUGGAUUUUACUGUUUAAAAUAUUUUCAUGUGUAAUUUUUAUUUAGAUUAUGUUUUGUAACUUUCUAUAAUACAUUACUUGUUUUUAAAAGUCCUUUAAAAUAUAUGUUUUGUGUUUAUUUAUUUUGCAACAUAUUUAUAUUUCCUCUGCAAUUCUAAAAUGUACUGAUAUUUUUAAAUUGUGGUAAAUACAUGUUUAGUAUCAAUCUCGGGGCAUAUGGAGGCAUCUGUCUGUUGUAUAUAAUAGCAUGCUGACUGAGUCACAUAGAAAACAAAUUUGCCUCAGGUUUAGGAGGGUUACUAAUUUUGGACAGUGAAUGGGUGACGUAACUUUCACAGAAUUUCUUGCAAUACAUCAAGCUAUUAAAAUACACUCUAAGCAGCUGCACAUACUCUGUGUCUCACAGUAAGAAACAAUGGCCUGUUUACUAUGCACUGUAUACUGAAGACUGCAACAUUAAAAAAGAUAAUUCAGUGAACUAUUAAAUUACUUUUUACUUGAA
Molecule: messenger RNA, 4388 nt
Organism: Acipenser ruthenus (sterlet)
Lineage: Eukaryota; Metazoa; Chordata; Actinopteri; Acipenseriformes; Acipenseridae
Gene: tmem67
Product: transmembrane protein 67
Exons: 28
Coding region: 71-3028 (985 amino acids)
Biological process (GO): cilium assembly
Cellular component (GO): MKS complex; ciliary transition zone
Source: RefSeq, a predicted model, not a curated record